AUGCCCAGGUCAAAGAAAGGGCCCGGUCCGCCACCCGGGGACAUUGACACAUUCUCAACGGAUGCGGAGGCACGCAGGACACCCUCAGAGAAGACGUCCCCUCUCAGCAAAUACAUCGAGACCGAGCACCAGCAAGCGGGGCUCUUCUCUCUUUCCCCCCUGGACGACUCGCCGGACGCCGCCGCCGCCGCCGCCGACCUGCAGAAGAAAAGGAGGAAGAAAUGCGGCGACUGCGGCCCCUGCCUCCGCAGGGAGAACUGCGGGAGCUGCGCCAACUGUUUGAACCGCAAGACGGGCAAGCAGAUCUGCAAGCUGCGCAAAUGUGACCAGCUGAAGAGGAGACGGGAGGAGUGGGAGGUGAGCGUGGCGCCGGCGGCCAUCGUGUAAUUACACUUGUUGUUUAAGGGCAAUAACUGCAUAGGGUUGGC
Molecule: messenger RNA, 428 nt
Organism: Pungitius pungitius (ninespine stickleback)
Lineage: Eukaryota; Metazoa; Chordata; Actinopteri; Perciformes; Gasterosteidae
Product: CXXC-type zinc finger protein 4-like
Exons: 1
Coding region: 1-387 (128 amino acids)
Cellular component (GO): nucleus
Molecular function (GO): methyl-CpG binding; zinc ion binding
Source: RefSeq, a predicted model, not a curated record